Messenger RNA from Chenopodium quinoa (quinoa), 1227 nucleotides. RefSeq names its product WAG22 antigen-like. The record is from RefSeq and is a predicted model, not a curated record. The transcript has a single exon. The coding region runs from base 1 to 1227 and encodes 408 amino acids. Lineage: Eukaryota; Viridiplantae; Streptophyta; Magnoliopsida; Caryophyllales; Amaranthaceae.
AUGUCUACUACUGGUGGUACUCGUGAGUUAAUAUCUGCAGCUGUUGGUGACUUUGGUGGCACUCGCGAGUUUAAAUCUGCUGCUGGUGGCUUUGGUGGCACUCGUGAAUCAAUGUCUACUACUGGUGGUACUCGCGAGUUAAUAUCUGCUAAUGUUGGUGGCUUUGGUGGCACUCGCGAGUUUAAAUCUGCUGGUGGUGGCUUUGGUGGCACUCGUGAAUUAAUGUCUACUACUGGUGGUACUCGUGAGUUAAUAUCUGCUGCUGUUGGUGGCACUCGCGAGUUUAAAUCUGCUGCUGGUGGCUUUGGUGGUACUCGUGAAUCAAUGUCUACUACUGGUGGUACUCGCGAGUUAAUAUCUGCUGCUGUUGGUGGCUUUGGUGGCACUCGCGAGUUUAAAUCUGCUGGUGGUGGCUUUGGUGGCACUCGUGAAUCAAUGUCUACUACUGGUGGUACUCCCGAGUUAAUAUCUGCUGCUGUUGGUGGCUUUGGUGGCACUCGCGAGUUUAAAUCUACUGGUGGUGGCUUUGGUGGCACUCGUGAAUCAAUGUCUACUACUGGUGGUACUCGCAAGUUAAUAUCUGCUGCUGUUGGCGGCUUUGGUGGCACUCGCGAGUUUAAAUCUGCUGGUGGUGGCUUUAGUGGCACUCGUGAAUCAAUGUCUACUACUGGUGGUACUCGUGAGUUAAUAUCUGCUGCUGUUGGUGGCUUUGGUGGCACUCGCGAGUUUAAAUCUGCUGGUGGUGGCUUUGGUGGCACUCGUGAAUCAAUGUCUACUACUGGUGGUACUCGCGAGUUAAUAUCUGCUGCUGUUGGUGGCUUUGGUGGCACUCGCGAGUUUAAAUCUGCUGCUGGUGGCUUUGGUGGCACUCGUGAAUCAAUGUCUACUACUGGUACUCGCGAGUUAAUAUCUGCUGCUGUUGGUGGCACUCGUGAGUUUAAAUCUGCUGCUGGUGGCUUUGGUGGCACUCGUGAAUCAAUGUCUACUACUGGUGGUACUCGUGAGUUAAUAUCUGCUGCUGUUGGUGGCUUUGGUGGCACUCGCGAGUUUAAAUCUGCUGGUGGUGGCUUUGGUGGCACUCGCGAAUCAAUGUCUGUUACUGGUGGCACUUGUGAGUUUGUAUCAACUGUUGGUGGCACUCGUGAGUUUAUAUCCGUUGUUGGUGGCUUUGGUGGCACUCUUGAAUUUAUAUCCGCUGUUGGUUGGCCCAUUGGUAAACCUGGUUAA